GUCAUCCCGUCAUUAAAACACUGAACGGGAUAUCUGAAACACCUCAAAAAGACCGCUGGGAUUGAUAUCGGAAUGGCAAAAUUGUAUAUUUUCUUUGGAUAUAUCAUAUUAAUAAUGACCCACAGUGUGAGCUGGGGAAAUCUGUAUGCCAGUAGGAAUGUUCAGGAGUUGGAUAAUCUGAAGGACCUGAUCCAGCGGCUCGAGGACAAGUUGACCGUUAAUGAGGAAAAUGACCUUUAUCCGUCUAAGUCUGAGGACGUGGACGCAGCCGAUAUGGAGGACAUUGAGAACUCGCCCGCGGCGAUCCGGGGGCAGGAGGAGAGAAUGGUAAUGAACGCACCCAAAAGAAUUGCCACCGAAAGCCCUGUGGUGUCACACCUGAAAGAUCUAAUCGGUUUGAGGAGGACGGCCAAAUCGUUCAACAGUUGUUUCGGUAACCGGAUUGAGAGAAUCGGCUCGUGGAGCGGACUGGGGUGCAAUAACGUCAAGACUGGUAACAAGAAGAGAAUAUCUUGGAACUGAAGAACAACGCCCAUUCAUGGACGUCACGAAACUGCGCCAUUUCUGACCUCUGUGGAACUCUCCCUCCCAUUCUGGAGAAUGCAUUUCUUCCCUUCAAACAAUAGAAGAAAAACAUUUCAUAAACGAAUGUAUACUAAAUAAUUUCGAUAUUAAAACAUACGAAAUUCAAUCUCUUAAUUUCUGGGUUGGUUUGUUUCUAGACUAUCAGUGACAAUUAGACAUGCAUAUUGUAUUUCUACUUCGAAAAAGGGAUAUAUGAUUGCUAAUUGCACUCUCCAGAAAUACCUAAUACAAAGUAUUUGUUAUUUGUUUGCGCCUGUACAGUAUUGUUCACUUGUGUGUAUCAAAUCGAUGUAUAUGUUUGAUCAUGUUGUGAGAUGGUAUUAUUUUUAAUAAAUUAUUAGAUAUGGAA
Coregonus clupeaformis (lake whitefish) is the source of this 934-nucleotide messenger RNA. Its product is annotated as ventricular natriuretic peptide. The coding region runs from base 73 to 522 and encodes 149 amino acids. Gene Ontology annotation, biological process: receptor guanylyl cyclase signaling pathway; cGMP biosynthetic process; neuropeptide signaling pathway. The record is from RefSeq and is a predicted model, not a curated record. Gene Ontology annotation, cellular component: extracellular region; nucleus; cytoplasm. NCBI's taxonomy places the organism in Eukaryota, Metazoa, Chordata, Actinopteri, Salmoniformes, Salmonidae. Gene Ontology annotation, molecular function: hormone activity; hormone receptor binding. The transcript is spliced from 3 exons.